AUGACCCGACGGGGUAUCGUUUGGCGACAUUCGCUGUAUUAUGGUAUUCGCGACGGGAUCCACGAGAUCAACGGCACGUUUGGCGGGACAUCGGGGCUGGAGCACAUGACGCAGGUGAUGGGGGCUCCAGUGACGGUGGAAACCUGGACGAACAUCGCGACGCUGGCGGUUGUCAUUCUCGUGCUGUUGUACGCGGUAAUUCAGGCUGGGCUUCAUUUGCGAUGGACGCGCGAUUGGUUUCAGCAGUCGGGAAGAUGGAUGAUUGACAGGUCUUCGAAACCGCACAAAGCUACGAUCUGGGUCGCUUUACGGGUGUACCUGAGUUAUCUACUUCUCCCGCUCACGGCGUGGACGACAUAUCAACUUGACAGCGCCAGCGCGCGCCCCGUUUACUACACAAUCCUCGUCAUUGUGGUAGUUGCGUUGUUGAUCAUUGGGUGCUGGUGGGGAAUGUCGCGGAGUCCCCAAGACAUGGGUUAUUUACUAGUCGACAAUCUUCACAAGCAGACACCUGAGGAACCGUCACGAACGCAGGACUAUUACAGCUAUGUCACCUUCAUUCUUCUUUUCGCUCGAGGCGUUAUCAUCGGUGGAUUGCAGCGUUUUGGGACUGUGCAGUUAUUUUCGCUCAUGGCUUGUGAAGUCAUUCAGCUGGGCUUUCUCGCUUGGGCUGGCGCGACAUCUGAGCUGUUAUCAAAACCAGUCUUGAUCGCUGGUGCACGACUUUCAGUGCUUCUUCUCUGCUUGGGAAUGAUUCCUGAUUUGUGGACUCAUAUUGCUGCGAGUACGCUUGGUUAUGUUUUGCUAGCAUUCCAUGCUCUGUUCUUGAUUGGCAUGUUUCUUGUUCCCUCGGCUUACGAGUCUACCCGUCUCGGCGUUACUUGUUACAACGAAUGGCAGACUCCUCAACAACAUGCUACCGACUCUUCACUUGAGCGACCUCAGGUUUACGGCCUUCGCCAACUCUCAAGACGUCCGACAACAAGAACAGACCUGACAAACCAAAGCAUCAUAGAUCACAACAGAAGCAGCAGUCUCUCAAGCUCAGCAAACUCCUCCUCCGACUCCGCCAACAGAUCCUCCCGUGGUUCAGAGCCUGUAUCCCCCGAACUCCUCCGCACAUACUUCCGCUCCCCCCGCCCCGAGCGAUCCGUAUCAAGCCUCUCCGGCAGAAGUCAAUUCGACUCACCACGUGCAUCACGCUCUUCACCUCGCCACCAGCAAUUUCCAUCGUUUGACACCACGCGCCCACCAACAGUUUACGAGAAUCCUGCGGAGAGGAAUUCUGUUGGGUCGAGUUUGA
Fusarium tjaetaba is the source of this 1303-nucleotide messenger RNA. RefSeq lists its product as uncharacterized. The record is from RefSeq and is a predicted model, not a curated record. The annotation marks the transcript as partial. NCBI's taxonomy places the organism in Eukaryota, Fungi, Ascomycota, Sordariomycetes, Hypocreales, Nectriaceae. Gene Ontology annotation, biological process: transmembrane transport. The transcript is spliced from 2 exons.